UAUAUUCUCUCCUUCUGGACUCUCUCUAUUCUCUCCUUCUUCUUGUGCAUCUUUUUCUUGAUCUCUUUCUUUCUUUAUUGCUCAAAAGAAUUGCAGCCAUUAAAAGAAUAAGUGUGUCUCUCUUUCUCUUAUCUCUCAAAAUGCAAGCAAAUAGUCGACUUAUAACCCAAUCUCCAAGCUCUCCGAGCUUCAACUCUUACUCUUCAGGAAAACUUGCUGAAAUCGCAGCAAGAGUUGUUCAGGAAUUCUCUAAUGAUCACUCGCAAGAUCAUGAUAACAUUUUCUCUUGGCAACAAGAAUAUGAAGAGAACAAGAACCACAAGGAGAAAGACGAAGCGCAAGAGCAAGGGCAAGAAGACGAAGACGAAUUCGAGUUCGCUAUUGUUUGCAGAGAACCGGUAGAGUCUCCGAUAUCCGCGGACGAUAUUUUCUAUAACGGGCAAAUAAGGCCGAUUUAUCCAUUAUUCAACACCAAGUUAUUAUUAGAUAAAGAAGAUCAAGAAUCAUCCAAAUCAAAGAAUACAACAACUGCUACCACCACCACCACCAAACCAAAUCGAUUGCCAUUAAGAAAACUGUUCAGCGAAGAGAGGGAAUCAUCGACAACGACGUCGUCGUGUUCUUCAUCAGAGGCUGAUGAAUUAGAAAACGUGCCAGCAGAGAGUUACUGCGUAUGGACUCCGAAAAAGGAUGUAUGCAAGAAAAGUAGUUCCACAGGGUCUUCAAAGAGAUGGAAGUUCAGAGACUUGCUUUAUAAUAGAAGCAAUAGCGACGGGAUUAAUGGCAAUGAUGCGUUUGUGCUGUUCAAGAAUAGUGAAAGAAGAUUAGAGAAUGCUAAUAAACAGGGGAAAGGUAUUCAUGCGGUUGAAAAGAAUUAUGUGAAGACUAAAUCUGUCGUCAAGGAAGGAGAUAAACGACAGUCGUUUUUGCCUUACAGGCAGGACCUGGUUGGCUUGUUCUCUAAUGUCAAUGGUUUGAGUAGAAAUCUUCAUCCUUUUUGAGAGGUUCAUUUUUAUUUGUAUUCUGUUUGCUGUUAUUAUUAUUUUAUUUUAUUUAUUUUCCUUUUAUGAUAUAUAGGGAGGAAAGUUUACUCAUUAGUUUUUCUUUGAAGUGGAGUAUAUAUGGCUUCUCCCAUUUUCGUGUAAAUUAAUGCUUGUGUUACAAUUAUUAUUAUUUGAUCAUUGUAAUAAUUGUUCUCCUGUCGGCAAGAACACGAAAUUAAACUUAAAAUUAAAAUAGUAAUAGUGUGCGAA
Molecule: messenger RNA, 1253 nt
Organism: Ricinus communis (castor bean)
Lineage: Eukaryota; Viridiplantae; Streptophyta; Magnoliopsida; Malpighiales; Euphorbiaceae
Exons: 1
Coding region: 141-1001 (286 amino acids)
Source: RefSeq, a predicted model, not a curated record